Molecule: messenger RNA, 1349 nt
Organism: Eurypyga helias (sunbittern)
Lineage: Eukaryota; Metazoa; Chordata; Aves; Eurypygiformes; Eurypygidae
Product: probable G-protein coupled receptor 144
Exons: 14
Biological process (GO): adenylate cyclase-activating G protein-coupled receptor signaling pathway; cell surface receptor signaling pathway
Cellular component (GO): membrane
Molecular function (GO): G protein-coupled receptor activity
Source: RefSeq, a predicted model, not a curated record
GUUCCUGAGCACCGCCGUGGGCACUGCUGUCAUCUCCUCCGCUCUGCUCAGCGACUUCCAGGAGAUUAGCACGUCUGUGCGCUACCGCCUGCAGCACCGAGUCCAGGACCUUCCCAAUAACCUGGUGGGGCCCAUCUGUGCCUUCUGGAACUUCAGCCUCAGCCCAGAGGCUGGCGGGAUGUGGUCCACAGCCGGCUGCUCUGUGGUGACAUCUCUCCCGGACUCCACUGCCUGUUUUUGCAACCACACCACGAACUUUGCUGUGCUGCUGCAGGUGUAUGAGAUGCAGAGGACCACCAAGGAGGAGCUCACACUGCAGACCUUGACUUUCAUUGGAUGUGGAGUUUCCUUCUGUGCCUUGACUGUUACCUUCAUUUUAUUCUCGGCAGUUGGUGUCCCCAAGAGUGAACGCACAACGGUGCACAAGAACCUCAUCUUUGCGUUAGCUGCAGCAGAAGCUCUGCUCAUGUUCAGCGAGUUGGCCAAGACCAACCAGGUGCUGUGUUUCACGGUCACUGCCUGCCUUCAUCUCUUCUUCAUGGCAGCCUUCUCGUGGAUGCUGGUAGAGGGGCUUCUCCUGUGGAGCAAAGUGGUAGCAGUCAACAUGAGUGAAGACAGGAGGAUGAAGUUCUACUAUGUGACAGGCUGGGGCCUUCCAGUGGUGAUCGUGGGUGUGACCCUUGCAACUUCCUUUAACAAGUAUGUGGCGGACAACCACUGCUGGCUGAACAUCCAGACCAAUGUCAUCUGGGCCUUUGUGGGGCCUGUUCUCUUCAUCCUGGCCGUGAACACCUUCGUGCUGUUCCGGGUGGUGAUGGUGACUGUCUCCAGUGCUCGCAGGAGAUCCAAGAUGCUGACUCCCAACAGCAGCCUGGAGAACCAGAUUGGAAUACAGAUAUGGGCCACGGCCAAGCCCAUCCUGGUGCUGCUGCCCGUGCUGGGGCUGACCUGGGUAUGUGGGGUCCUCGUCCACCUCAGCAUCGUUUGGGCUUAUGUCUUCAUUGUGCUGAACUCCCUCCAGGGCCUGUACAUUUUCCUGGUCUAUGCAAUCUACAACAGUGAGGUGAGGAAUGCCAUCCAGAGGAUGAAGGACAAGAAGAAAGCACUCUCAUUCACAAACUGCUCUCAUCCCAUCAACUACUUAUCAAGCCCAAGAAACGUGACCUCCUGGGAGACAGGGAAACCGAGUCCUGCAGCUGAGUGUGCCUCGUCAAGCCCUGUGCAGAGAGACCCUCCAGUGAAGAACAUCACCAACAAAGGAAAUUUUGGAGCCAAAAUUCCCAUGGGGAUUUCAUCGAUUAUGUCACCCGAGAGACCGGCUGUGGAGCUGACAGCGUUCAAAUCCUCAG